Molecule: messenger RNA, 498 nt
Organism: Hydra vulgaris (swiftwater hydra)
Lineage: Eukaryota; Metazoa; Cnidaria; Hydrozoa; Anthoathecata; Hydridae
Source: RefSeq, a predicted model, not a curated record
AUGAGUCAUGUCUGGUGCACUUAUAAUCAAUAUCAAUGCUUUAAUGGCAAAUGCAUUUCAAAGUAUUGGAAAUGUGAUUGGGACUUUGAUUGCUCGGGUCUUUCAGACGAAUAUCCAUAUAUAUGUAGUCAAACAACGCAAUCACCAUUAACAACACCAACAAGUACAACACAAAGAACAACAACAGAUUUUGGGUGUAUUUUGUUUCAAUUUCAAUGCUUUAAUGGUGACUGCAUUUCACGAUCUUGGAAAUGUGAUGGUAUCUUAGAUUGCUCGGAUCAUUCAGACGAAGAUCCAAGUUUAUGUAUAAGUAACACAACGCAAUUACCAAUGACAACAUCAACAACAGUUUUCGAAUACCAAUUUUUAGCAUGCUGCAAUGAAUGACUUGAAAAUUACUCUUCUAUCAAAUGGUUCAAUAAUUCUUACUUCAUUUGGCGUUAUAUUUAUUGUAUUUGUAAUGAUUUGUUUUGCGGUAUGUUUUCGACGUAAAAAAAG